Molecule: messenger RNA, 2529 nt
Organism: Penicillium angulare
Lineage: Eukaryota; Fungi; Ascomycota; Eurotiomycetes; Eurotiales; Aspergillaceae
Product: putative sterol glucosyltransferase
Exons: 5
Biological process (GO): carbohydrate metabolic process
Molecular function (GO): UDP-glycosyltransferase activity; hexosyltransferase activity
Source: RefSeq, a predicted model, not a curated record
CCGGGGUACGCGAUUCGUGAAAAUCAAUCGAAAUUACAACUAUUUGAGCUAACUUCCUACGUCAUAAAUAUAGCCGAUGGCCGUGUUAACAUUAAUCUCGAGUCUAAGGUUGCAAAAGCAAUCGCUGAAAGCAUCAACUAUCAACAAGAGCUCCGCAAGUCCUCAGUCGAUUACAGCCGAAGACGCCAACAGACAUCAUCAUUUGAUUUGAAGCUCAACAUAGUCAUUCAAAUCGUUGGUAGUCGCGGAGAUGUACAGCCAUUCGUCGCCUUGGGAAAUGCUCUCCAACAACACGGUCACCGAGUCCGUAUCGCGACUCACGGGGUCUUCGCCGAUUUCAUCCACAGCUCAGGCCUGGAAUUCUUUCCUAUCGGCGGUAAUCCGGCUGAUCUGAUGGCGUAUAUGGUUAAGAACCCGGGUCUGCUUCCUCAGAUGCAAACUUUACGCGAAGGGGAAAUUUGCAAGAAGAAGGCUAUGAUCGGGGAGAUGCUGGAUGGGUGUUGGAGAUCAUGUAUUGAGCAUGAUCCGUAUACUCAGCAGCCUUUUGUUGCCGAUGCUAUUAUCGCGAACCCGCCUAGCUUUGCUCACGUACAUUGUGCGCAGGCGUUGGGUAUCCCAGUUCAUUUGAUGUUUACUAUGCCCUGGAGCAGCACGAGGUCGUUUCCCCACCCGCUGUCGAGUCUGACUGCAGACCCAGAGAAUAAGGGCAUUGAUUGUUGGGUCUCUUAUGGUGUCGUUGAAUGGCUUACAUGGCAAGGAUUGGGCGAUGUUGUGAACAAAUGGAGGGCGACCUUGGAUCUUGAGCCUGUCCCAACAACAGAGGGCCCAAGCUUACAUGAAACAUUAAAAGUUCCAUUUACUUAUUGCUGGUCGCCUGCUCUGGUACCAAAGCCAAGAGACUGGCCCGCGCACAUUGAUGUCUGCGGAUUCUUUUUCAGAGAUCAACCACAAUACGACCCUUCACCUGAAUUACAGGAAUUUUUAUUAUUAGGAACGCCUCCGAUCUAUGUCGGCUUCGGAAGUAUCGUCGUGGACGACCCUCAAAAACUUAUAAACACUGUUAUUGAUGCGGUGAGAGCAAGUGGCGCACGCGCUGUCAUCUCAAAAGGUUGGAGUAAUAUGGAUGGCGCACAAGAUGAAAAUAUCUUCUAUAUUGGUGAUUGUCCACACGAAUGGCUUUUCCAGCAUGUGGCUGCUGUGGUCCAUCAUGGAGGAGCAGGAACAACAGCAUGCGGUCUCAUCAAUGGGAGACCAACAGCCAUCGUCCCUUUUUUUGGAGACCAGCCUUUCUGGGGUGACAUGGUCGCCAAUGCCGGUGCAGGACCCAGGCCCAUUCCACAUGCAUCUUUAAGUACCGAAAACCUCGCUGCAGCUAUUAAGUUCUGUCUUACGCCCGAGGCCGCCAGUGCCGCGCAGGGAAUUGCCGUGAAGAUGCAGGCUGAAUCGGGCGUGGCCGAGGCCGUGAAAUCGUUCCAUCGCAAUCUACCCUUGGAUCGAAUGCGCUGUGAAAUUUUAGGCGAUCAAGUUGCCAUUUGGAAUUAUAAAAAGGGGAAACAAUCUUUAAAAUUAUCUAAGGCCGUUGUGCAAACCUUGAUAGAGAAUUCCAGGAUCAAAACAGAAAAUCUUCAAUGGUAUGCAUACUCCGCUCAUUUAUUCCCAUGCAAUAGUAUUUUUGAAUGCCGGUCGCUAAGAACCUACAGUCAUGAUAUAAAUCCAAUCAUUAUUGAGAACCACCGCUGGGACCCGUUGACAGGCGUCAUAUCAGCCGGUAUCUCCACCGGAACAAGAAUGUUAACAACAAGCACCGGCAUGUUGAUAGCACCCUACAAAGAACUUACACGCACGAAAUCCUCACCAUCAUCCGAACCGUCUCGUCCCAAAACAGGGAGAUCAACAUCAACACCCGACUCAUCUGAUGACCUGCCUUCAAUAGGUUCCAGGUCUGCAACAAUCCAACCUGAUGGUGACCGACCCACAAGUCCACGAAGCCCACUAUCAACAGCCGGCGAUAUGGCCGGCGCAUCAUUGAACAGUUUCGGCAAAUUCACAACAGGGUAUUUCAAAGGCGUUUUAGUCGAUAUUCCCACUGCUGCAGCAGACGGAUUUCGGCAUGCAUCACAAUUAUAUGGCGAUAAGCCGAAGGAAUACGGCACCGUUUCGGAUUGGAGGUCAGGCGCAAAGGUAGGCAGCAAGAACUUUGUCGGGGGGAUGAAAGAAGGAAUUACAGGCCUUGUGAAACAUCCCUGGAAAGGGUUCCAGGAAGAUGGUCGAGAGGGUGCCUGGAGAGGAUUAGCAAAGGGUGCUAUUGGGUUGGCUACUAAAGCGCCUUCUGCCGGAAUUGGGUUAUGGGCCUAUCCAUCACAGGGGAUUGUGAAGAGCAUUGAAGCGAAGUUCCGGACCAAGACUCGUAAGGUGAUUGUAGUUUCGCGACUUAUGGAUGGAUAUGCGCAGACUAUUGAUAUGGAAAUGUCAGAUGAUAUGAAAGCGGCCAUUGUAUUGGAAUUUGACCAACUUAUGGGUGUGGAUUGA